ACGCAAAUCGACAUCCUCAAGCACUCGACGACUACGGGCCUUCGAGGGAUAAAAUGGCAUCAACAAGACUCUACAGCAAGGGCCGCGUUCUCGGCCACAAGCGCGGCAAGCGCAACACCCGCCCCAACACCUCCCUUCUCCAGAUCGAGGGCGUCGCCAACAAAGAGGAUGCCCAGUUCUACCUCGGAAAGCGCGUUGCAUACGUCUACCGCGCGAAGAGGGAGAUUCAGGGCUCGAAGGUUCGUGUCAUCUGGGGACGCGUUACGCGCUCUCAUGGCAACUCUGGCGUGGUGAAAUCAAAAUUCAGGUCGAACCUGCCGCCACACGCAUUCGGCGCCAGCGUCCGCAUCAUGCUUUACCCGUCGAACAUCUGAUUCUGUAUUUCUGUCACGUUCCCGACUCGCUCUCCCCUACAUAUUGCAAUAUGACAUGCAUCAUGGCCAGCAUGCUUUCGACUCGCAUAAUCAAUUUUGAUCGUUAUUUAGGAAGCCUAUGCGACGUUCGUUCAAAAAGCUUGCCGCAUUCACUCUUCUUCCCUUCUGCAUAUCUCGUCGUUAAGCCCGAUACAUGUCCCCUGGCAAGUGUUUGAAAAUGUUGGGCAGAAUAGAUUUUCAACGUAGUGUUGACCGCAAACAUCGCCAGUGUGUAUCUGCAAUGUGAAAGAUGGUUGGCACGA
This is a messenger RNA of Heterobasidion irregulare TC 32-1, 676 nucleotides long. RefSeq lists its product as uncharacterized. The record is from RefSeq and is a predicted model, not a curated record. Bases 54 to 374 code for a protein of 106 amino acids. Lineage: Eukaryota; Fungi; Basidiomycota; Agaricomycetes; Russulales; Bondarzewiaceae. Gene Ontology annotation, cellular component: cytosolic large ribosomal subunit; ribosome. Gene Ontology annotation, biological process: cytoplasmic translation; ribosomal large subunit biogenesis. The transcript is spliced from 6 exons. Gene Ontology annotation, molecular function: structural constituent of ribosome.